Molecule: messenger RNA, 570 nt
Organism: Acaulospora morrowiae
Lineage: Eukaryota; Fungi; Glomeromycota; Glomeromycetes; Diversisporales; Acaulosporaceae
Source: the annotation of a GenBank genome assembly
AUGGCAAAUAAUCUGCUUUUGUCGUCGACUACGGGUUUCGACUAUGAAACUGACGACACAAUGAUCACGAACUCCUUAAUUUCCUCUUCAAAUGCUUCUUCAACGUCCACGAUCUCACAGCCGACUACACCACUUCUCGAGCCACACCGUUCUUCGGUACCUCUUACUUUAUCUCAUUCAAAUAAAAGUAAUACUGAUAUGUUCAACGAUCGUGUUUCCGAAGAUCUUGAUCUAAACGUGGAUCGUUUGAACACACUGGACUUUUUAGACGAUAAGAUAAUAGGAACAUCCAACAAUAACAUUAAAAGAACCACAGCUAGAAAUUCCCAACUUGAUUCUGAUACCACAGCUUUGUGGGGAUGGAUACUGUUGUUUUCUGCCUUCUGUAUUUUUGUAAGCAGCAUGUAUGCGAUAGUGGUCAGCAAAUUUGUUCCUAAAACGGGAAAUAAGACCUUGGAUUGGAUUAAGGAGGAUCAAUACUAUUGCCUUCUAGUACCGAUCACACUGCCCGUGACUAUCUAUGCAGUUUUUUGGAACUGGUUGGGCAUGAAAUUUUUCAAACACAAUUGA